UCGAAGCCGGAAAAAUUCUUCUUGACCACAGCUAUUGCGUAUCUCAACGGCGUUCCGCACAUCGGCCAUGCAUAUGAAGCGAUCACUGCAGACAUCAUCGCAAGAUACUACAGAAGCUUGGGAUGCAAGGUGUUCUUCCUUACCGGCUCGGACGAGCACGGACAGAAGAUCGCAGCCACUGCGAGUACGAACGGAGAGGCUGAAAUUGAGCUCUGCGAUCGGCAUGUCAAGAUCUUUGCGGAUCUUUAUGACAAGCUAGACAUCAGUUUCGACAGGUUUAUAAGGACCUCGUCAGAUGAUCACAAGAAAGUUGCAUGUCACAUCUUUGAAGAAGUUCUGCGUGCUGGAGACAUCUACCUUGGAAAUUAUUCAGGAUGGUACAACGUGAGGGAGGAGACCUUUGUGCCUGAAGGUAAAGCAAGAGAAGCGGAAAACAUGAAUUUCACCGAUCCAGUGACCGGGCUUCCUCUCAAGAAAUUAGAGGAGCCUUCCUACUUCUUUCGGCUCUCCAGGCAAGAUCAGGUCAAGAAGCACAUCCUGUCACAUCCUGACUUCAUCCAACCGACCAACGCCAGGAACGAGAUCCUGCAAAGACUGGAGCUCCCCUUGCGCGACUUGUCAAUCUCCCGAACGUCAUUCAGCUGGGGGAUCCCGGUCCCCAACGACAGCAAGCACGUCAUGUACGUGUGGUUUGACGCGUUGAUCAACUACCUCUCCGGGGUGGACUGGCCCGACGGGGCUCGCAGCAGCAACUGGCCGUGUGAUGUCCACCUAAUCGGCAAGGACAUCAUGUGGUUCCAUUCGGUGAUCUGGCCCAGCAUGCUCCUCUCGGCAGGAGUCCAGCUGCCCACCCGCAUCUACGGCCAUGGGUUCGUCAAUGAUCGCCUUGGGAGGAAGAUGUCGAAGUCGUUGAACAACGUGGAGGAUCCCUUUGCACUCCUUGAGAGG
Messenger RNA from Guillardia theta CCMP2712, 948 nucleotides. RefSeq lists its product as hypothetical. The transcript has 9 exons. The record is from RefSeq and is a predicted model, not a curated record. NCBI's taxonomy places the organism in Eukaryota, Cryptophyceae, Pyrenomonadales, Geminigeraceae. The annotation marks the transcript as partial. Gene Ontology annotation, biological process: methionyl-tRNA aminoacylation. Gene Ontology annotation, molecular function: ATP binding; methionine-tRNA ligase activity.